AUGACUCGCACACGCAGUCAGUCCACGUCCCGCGUGGCUCCCAGACAGCCCCCGGUAUGGCUGCGUCCAACUUCACCAAAAAGACCGCUGCCCGUGCUGGACAAGAUGCCCAGGGAGGUCGUCCGCGGUCAAGUGCUCGCGUUGCGAAAUGCUGGCCUCUCCUACAACAAGAUCGCCACCCAGCUUCACCUCCCACGUUCUACAGUGAUCAGCAUCACCCAACGUUUCUCGGGAAGGGCGACGACGAGCGACAGCCCCCGCCCCGGUCGCCCCAGCAAGCUCAAGUCAUUUCACCGCAACAACAUUGUAGCACAGAUCCUCCUCGAUGAGUCCGACACCGCACCCGAAGUGGCCGCCACUAUGCGCACAUUGUCCAAAGUUCGUGUCUCUCCAUGCACGAUAAGAAGGGUGCUGCAUGGUGCAGGACUUGUCAACGGAGCGAAGGUCAAAAAAGCCCUCUUGAAAGAGACACACAAAGAGCGACGCUUGGCCUUUGCACUCGCUCAUCAGCAUUGGACCGUCGAUGACUGGCUGAGGGUCGUCUUCUCCGACGAGACUGCUCUCUAUCUCUACAGGAACAACAACGGUGGUCGUGUAUGGCGUCUGGUUGGCGAAACGUUGACCGAUCGAUGCGUGCAGGGCACGGUCAAGUUCGGCGGUGGCCAUAUCAAUGUUUGGGGCGCCAUCUCUCGUUUCGGAAUUUCGCUUUUCUGCGAGGUCGGCGACGUCAUGAACGGCGACACCUACCUCUCAGUUUUGGAGAGCGAGUUGCUAGCAAGCAUUCGCGUGUGGAACAACAAAAACGAGAUGAUUUUCAUGCAUGACAAUGCCCCUUGUCACAAAAGAAAAGAUGUGGCGAAGUGGUUCGAAACCAAUCAGAUCACCGUCCUGGACUGGCCUGCGAACUCUCCCGACCUCAACCCCAUCGAAAAUGCGUGGAACAUGGUCAAGAACAAGAUCUACCAGGAGAGGGAGUAUCAAGAGCAAGGCCGCGUUGUGGGAACGCUUCCAAGCGGUCUACGAAGAAGUGCUCACGCCAGAGGUCUGCCGCGAUCUCAUUUCAUCGAUGCCGCGCCGCAUUCAAGCUGUGAUAGAUGCCAAUGGUGGUUAUACCAAGUACUGAAGUGGAGCGAAGGCGCUGCGACACGUUGUUUGUGUGCCAUGUAA
Molecule: messenger RNA, 1167 nt
Organism: Capsaspora owczarzaki ATCC 30864
Lineage: Eukaryota; Filasterea; Ministeriida; Capsasporidae
Exons: 1
Coding region: 1-1167 (388 amino acids)
Biological process (GO): DNA integration; DNA transposition
Molecular function (GO): DNA binding
Source: RefSeq, a predicted model, not a curated record